CCCGCACACACGCCAAUGAUCUAUUUUUAGGGGACGAAGAAAACCUUUCAUCUGUCAUCCUUCGGCUUACUCACUAUCUCCUUGUCGUCAUCUCUUUUUUCGUUCAUUCGUUCAUUUCCUUCAUUCUCUUUCUUCUUUCCUCUUUCUCUUUUUCUUUUGAAUUACCCUUCUCUCUCCCUCACUCUCUUUUUCGCCUUUGUCUCUUUCCACCUUUCUCUCUUUCUUCUGCAUCACCAAUAUUUCCAGGACUUCACAGGACUUUGACAGGAAUAAGGAAUACUUUCAGCAUUAAAUAACUAUAUACAAUCAUUAGAUCCAUGACAGCAUCCAGGACUAUCAAACUCUCCCUCUUCGUCUUCUUAUUCUCCACGGCCAUUCAGCCUGCUAUUACUCAAGGAGUACCGGAUCCUAUCAUAGAGACCUGUCUCAGUGUUGGCUGCAGCACUACAGCCAAGCUCUUAGAGCCCUGUGGUGGAGGAGCCACCAACUCGUCACUUCAACAAAACUUUGUCUACACUGUGACGCCCGUAUUGGGCUCUUGUGAGUGUAAUUCUCAGUUCUUCAAUGCCUUCUCUCAAUGUCUGUCCUGCAUUGCCUCUCAAGCAAAAUCAAGACCCACGAUUGACAAUCAACAAAACUGGGUGGCGGACUGUAAAACCUAUGGGUUCAACUUCACAAAUGAACCUCUUCCCAAUUAUGUUGCCCCUAUUGGUGGGCCCGAUCCUUCAAAAGGCGGAUUGGCUGGAGGAGCAAUUGCAGGAAUUGUGAUUGCAGUUUUGGCGGCUGUGGGAGCGAUUGCUGCGGGAUUCUUCUUGUUUAGAAACAAGAGGAGACGUACAAAGGGUGGUAUUUUUGAACGGCCUUACUCUGCUGCGAACACGGACAAUGAUGGAUAUGAAUCAACACCAUCGCAGCCUUCGUUCAAUACUUAUACCAACUACAACAAUGCUGGCUAUCCUGAUAAUCAUAAUUAUUCAGGUGGCUACUCGGAUGACCCGGAUCAGUCGUAUUACAACAAUAACAACUACAACAACAACUUUAAUCAACAACAGCAAUUAUAUAGCUCUGGUCAGAACGAUGAGCCCAUUAUGAUGGAGAAUCUCCAGCAUAGCACUUACAUUUCUCCACCUGCACCUAUGACGAACGAGGCCGUAGCUGCGGUCACAGCCGCUGCCGGAGGGACAAGCGGUCUUAGUCCUCUAGGCUCACCUAGACCUUCUGAUCAAUAUCCUCAGAGUUUAAGGAGCAAGAAUAACAUCUGGGGCGAGAAUCGUCAACAUGAAUACAGUUCAGACUUGGUUUCGACCAAUCAGGCGCUCCAUAACGAUAAAGCUGUUUAUGACGAAGCCGAAGAGCUGGAGCCACCUCGUGCGCGUGACAGAUUCCAGAACGACCGAGAUGAUUACACGAACCGUCGAUCGUUGACGCCACCCCGAGCCAACAUGCAAUCGUAUAGAGAUGAAUUUCAGAGACCCAGCUUUGACAGAGAACCCCGACGUAAUAGCGGCUCUGAACGCGGUUCAGUCACGGGUUUGAAUCUGACGUCUCGUCCUAUUCCAAGUGGUCUUGCAAGUGGUCCUAUCACAGGUUAUGACAGCAAUGAUGAAGAUAGUCCUGAGAAUGCUCGUCGUCGUCGAGCUGCGGAGCUGUUCUCUGCAGAGGGUACACGACGAUGAAGAAUCACUCAUUACCACCAUAUCAUACAUCAACAGGACAAAAAUACUAACUCACUCCAUCCCCCCAUCAAAACAUUCAUGUGCAUGCAUGGGAAGCCCUUUUUUUGCCGUUCACGUUAUCCAUUAAAUCACCCCUUUUUCCUCAUUUUUACCCUUCAGCUUCAGAUUUUGUAUACAUUUAAUAAAGACACUCACACUUUAAAAGAUGGGAAGUUAACUCAUC
Messenger RNA from Lobosporangium transversale, 1899 nucleotides. RefSeq lists its product as hypothetical. The transcript has a single exon. The record is from RefSeq and is a predicted model, not a curated record. Bases 318 to 1676 code for a protein of 452 amino acids. NCBI's taxonomy places the organism in Eukaryota, Fungi, Mortierellomycota, Mortierellomycetes, Mortierellales, Mortierellaceae.